AUGAUACAACACAUCUCUAGCACACGCAGACAAGAUAAAAUCUCUCUUCAAAUCAAUGGAAAUCUUAUCGAAUACACCGUCACUAGGAAGAUAUUCGAAAACAUAGUUGACCCUCUUAUCUCACGAACUAUUGAUAUUGUUCGUAAACUUCUUAAAGAACACAAUGAUAUCAAAGUCGAAUACAUACUUUUAGUUGGUGGUUCAUCUCUUAUCUACCGUGUCAAAGAAUGUCUUGAAGACGAAUUUUCAAACGACAAUAUCAAAGUUCUUAACUCAGUUGAUCCACUCACCGCUGUUUGUAUUGGCGCAUCUCAAAAAUCAUUCUUCGAAUUUGUGAAACACAACACGGAGACUAGAAGAAUUAUCCCUAAAAGUUUCCCGAAACAAAUGAUUGAAUCUGUAUCAAUUACAUAUGGAUACCUUUGUUAUGAAAAUUUAUUGAACGAAUAUUCUUAUUAUCCAAUGAUUAAGAAAGGAUCAAAACUUCCAACAGAACCAGUCAUAAAUAUUGCAACUACCCAGUUUGACAAUCAAAAGGAAAUAUUGAUGGCUGUUUUACAAGGAGAAAGUUAUGAAGAUUCUAAAGAAAUAGGCAGAUAUAUUAUCACUGGAUUAACAGGGAAAAUGAAGGCAAGAGAAGAAAGUGUCAGGGUUACUUUCCAAGUUGAUGAACAAAACUGUUUGCACAUGACAUUCGAAUUAUUAGAUGUUGAAGGAGGAAAGGUGCAGACAAUGGAUCUCGAUGUCUCAAAAUUUCUUCCACGUGUUGAAGCUGAGAACAAAUUGACAAAUAUGACUCCAGAGCAGAUUGAAGAAAGCAGAGCGAGGAUUGGCGUUAACCAAAGAAAUCUUGAUGAAGAACUUGGAGAAUUAGAAGAUAGUUUUAAGAAAUACCUCAAAAAAGCCAAAAAUCAAUCGAAUACUAAAGCUAUCGAAAUUUGCAAAGAAAAUCUUAAUUUAAUUGAGGAAGCUUUUGUUGCAGAAGAUGAAGAUUCUAUGAAAAAGUAUGCAGACAAAAUCAAACAGUCAUUGAUAUCAUUUGAACGACAAUAUCGAGAUUUAUGUCACUAA
Messenger RNA from Trichomonas vaginalis G3, 1071 nucleotides. RefSeq names its product ATP binding. Gene Ontology annotation, biological process: cellular response to unfolded protein; protein refolding. Bases 1 to 1071 code for a protein of 356 amino acids. NCBI's taxonomy places the organism in Eukaryota, Parabasalia, Trichomonadida, Trichomonadidae. Gene Ontology annotation, molecular function: ATP binding; misfolded protein binding; ATP hydrolysis activity. Gene Ontology annotation, cellular component: cytoplasm. The transcript has a single exon. The record is from RefSeq and is a predicted model, not a curated record.